Mytilinidion resinicola is the source of this 1825-nucleotide messenger RNA. Its product is annotated as MFS general substrate transporter. The transcript has 5 exons. Gene Ontology annotation, molecular function: transmembrane transporter activity. Gene Ontology annotation, biological process: transmembrane transport. The record is from RefSeq and is a predicted model, not a curated record. Bases 1 to 1596 code for a protein of 531 amino acids. NCBI's taxonomy places the organism in Eukaryota, Fungi, Ascomycota, Dothideomycetes, Mytilinidiales, Mytilinidiaceae.
AUGACCACGACCACGAACCAGAGAGAAACACGAGCUUCUCCUCGCCUUCGCCGUCCGAAAAUGGAAUAUCUCUCCAGUACUAAGCUCUACCUUACCGUGAGCUCUGUAACCAUUAUCUGCUUUCUUUUCCUGCUCGACAUAAAUAUUAUUGUCACCGCGAUUCCUAGCAUCACCAAUCAUUUUCACAGUCUCCCAGACGUUGGAUGGUACGGUGGUGCCUAUACGCUUGCAAAUGCCACAUUACAACCACUCACUGGGAAGUUAUACACAUACUUCCACCUCAAACAGGUAUUCCUCGGUUGCUUUGCUAUAUUCGAGGUAGGAUCUUUGAUAUGUGGCUUAGCUACUUCCUCGAAGAUGCUGAUUAUCGGACGAGCGAUCGCGGGAAUGGGCUCUGCCGGCCUACAAAACGGGUCCCUCACCAUGCUCGUUGUAGCAGUUCCAAGGGAGCGUCGACCAGCCCUUCUAGGAAUCUGCAUGGGAGGGGCGCAGCUCGGUCUAGUUUUAGGCCCUUUACUUGGAGGCGCUUUUACUGAAUAUGUGUCAUGGCGAUGGUGCUUUUAUAUCAAUCUUCCGAUAGGCGGUGUCGCUGCUGCCGCGCUCCUCUUCAUCCACAUCCCCGAUCAAAUGCCCAAGGACAAGUUCUCGAAUGUCAUCCGUAAUGUCUGGCCGAAACUCGACCUAGUGGGCUUCGUGAUAUUCGCGUCCGCUUCAAUCAUGUUUCUCCUCGCGCUCCAGUUCGGCGGAGUACAGCACCCGUGGGACAGUUCGACCGUCAUUGGGCUCUUCUGCGGCGCAGGCGUCACCUACCUGGUGUUCGGCCUAUGGGAAAAGCGAAUGGGUGACAACGCCAUGAUCCCUCUUUCACUAGCCUCGCAGCAGAUCAUAAUUUGCAGCUGCUUCUUCAUAUCCUUCUUGAUGGGCUGUACUUUUGUCGCCUCUUACUACCUGCCUAUCUACUUCCAGACUGUCAAAGGACGCUCGCCGUUGGCGAGUGGUGUUGACCUUCUUCCGAACGUUAUGAUGAACAUCACUUUUGGAGUAAGCACGGGGAUUGCGAUCUCGAAGUUUGGUUACUAUCUCCCAUUCGGCGUGCUGUCCGGUAUUUUCUUGGCCACUGCAAAUGGCCUCUUCUCUACUCUUUCGCCUACUACGCCACUUGCGCGCCAAGUCGGUUUCCAGAUCUUGCUCGGCGUGGGCCAGGGCUUAGGCGUUCAAAUUGGCAUGACCGCCGCCCAAAACGCCGUCUCAGACGCCCAAACCGCUCUCGCCAUGUCCCUCAUCAUGUUUAGCCAGACCUUCACAGGCUCCAUCUAUCUCACCGUUGCCAAUACGAUUCUCUCCAACACACUGAAGAGCAAGAUCCCGCAAUAUGCGCCCAGGGUCAAUGUGCAGGCUGUUAUCAACGCCGGCGCCACGGGCGUUAGGCAAGUGGUACACGGGACGGAGCUGGCGGGAGUAUUGAGGGCGUACACAGAUGCUAUUGAUCGAGUGUUUUAUUUGAGCAUUGCAAUGGGGGUCGGAGCUUUUGGGGUUGCUUGGGGGUUGGGGUGGAAGGAUAUUAGAAGGAAGGGGCCUGCAGAAUCGCCGGCGUAGGGAGAGCCGGAUGGCCGGGUAUUAUAGGAAGGGGGAUGUGGUUGCUAGAUGUAACGGAUCGUCUCUUACGUGGCCCGUAUGUGUUCACACAAUACGCGAUAUAGGUAAAUACGUCGUCGGGGUGCGAUAGUCUCCAAAAGGUCGGGCAAUAAAGCAAUAGAAAUCAGGCAUAAGACGGGUUACUCUACUAACUAUAGAUAGUAUUGUAGAAUCUUGAGUUGAACACCAG